Molecule: messenger RNA, 794 nt
Organism: Benincasa hispida (wax gourd)
Lineage: Eukaryota; Viridiplantae; Streptophyta; Magnoliopsida; Cucurbitales; Cucurbitaceae
Source: RefSeq, a predicted model, not a curated record
ACCAAUUCACACGCACGACACUCUGUCUCUGUUUCUCUCUGUUUUUAUAUCCCAAAUUCACAAUUAAACAGAGACGAAAAGAAACAAAAAGAAAAAGAACGCGAGACAGAGAGGAAACCACAAAAAACUUGAAGAACCAACCAUGGGGAAAUCGGAAUCGGCUAAAGAAUGCAAGAGGCACCCAAAUCAUAAUCUCUUACCCGGAAUUUGCCCUUCCUGUCUUCGUGAAAAGCUUCAACAAUUUCAUCAAUCUCCAGUUUGCUCCGAUUCUCAUUCAACCUUUUUUUCUUCUUCUUCUUCUCCUUCCUCUGAUUUUUUCUUCUCCGCCGAUUCCUCUCACCGUCGCCGCCGCCAGCACCACCGUAGGAACGCCUCCGAGUUCGUCACUGGGUCGAUGACGGCAGAUUUGUUUGGGGACAAGAUGAAGAAGAGCGGCUCCAUUAGGAUCUCGGCCGAUGGCGGCGCCGGCGCCAAAGGAGGAGGAGGAAAGAAGAAACUUGGGUUUUGGUCCAGAUUGUUGGAUCUUCUCUUGUAUCAUGAAAAACCAAAAGGCAAGCUACAGUUUCAUGAUCCUCGACAAACGCAGAGUCCAGGGCACUUGCUAGUGUUUCUAGUGAGAUUACUUGGCUUGUCCAUCUCCUUGAUGAUUUACAAAUUCCUUUUUAAGCUCUAGUUGUACUUUACUAUGAUAACCAAGCUGUUAUUUCUAUUGCUUCUAAUCCUAUAUUUCAUGAGCAUUCUAAACACAUUAAGAUUGAUUGUUAUUUCGUUCGGGACAAGAUUCAAUAAGGACA